AUGGCGGAGUUGGAGGGCCUCGAGUUUGGAAAGUCGGACUUUGUCCUCUUAGAUGAAGUCACCAUGGAGCAGUUCAUGGAGAAUCUUAAACUGAGAUUCGAGAAGGGCCGCAUUUACACCUUCAUCGGUGAAGUGGUGGUGUCGGUCAACCCUUACAAACAGAUGGACAUCUAUGGGAAGGAUGCCAUAGACGCAUACAGGGGCAGGGAGCUGUAUGAGAACCCCCCACACCUGUAUGCAGUGGCAGAUGCUGCUUACAAAGCCAUGAAAAGAAGAGCCAAGGACACCUGCAUUGUCAUCUCAGGUGAGAGUGGAGCGGGUAAGACAGAGGCCAGCAAGUACAUCAUGCAGUACAUCGCAGCCAUUACCAACCCCAGCCAGAGGGCAGAGGUUGAGAGUGUGAAAAAUGUGCUUUUGAAAUCUAACUGUGUGCUGGAGGCUUUUGGGAACGCGAAGACUAACCGUAACGACAACUCCAGUCGUUUUGGGAAGUACAUGGACAUUAACUUUAACUUCAAUGGAGAUCCUACAGGUGGCCAUAUCAACAACUAUUUGCUGGAGAAGUCACGGGUUAUACAACAACAAGAGGGAGAGCGAAACUUCCAUUCAUUUUAUCAGCUGUUGCGGGGAGGCUCCGAUGAGCUGAUGGGAUCGCUACACCUCCAGAAUGACCCAACACAUUAUGUCUACACAAGGCAGGGGGCUGCCGUCUCCACGGCCUCUACUGAUGACCGCGCAUGUCACAAGGCAGUCAUGGCUGCUCUUAAAGUUAUUGGUUUCACUCAGGAAGAAAUCGGCUCCAUUUACAAGAUCCUUGGGACUAUUCUUCACCUGGGAAACUUGGAGUUUACAACUGAUGGAGAGAAUGUGCAGCUGGCUAGCGAAGACUGUAUCAGACACAUUGCUGAUCUUACAGCCACCGAGUAUGAAAACGUGAAAAAGACUCUGUUGUUCCGUACAGUGGCCACUGGGGGUGGUGAGGUUAUAGACAAAGGACAUAGUGAAAACGAGGCAACCUAUGGCCGAGACGCCUUCGCUAAGGCUUUGUAUGAGCGACUGUUCGCUUGGAUUGUCAGUCGAAUCAAUAAUGUCAUUGAGGUGAAAAACUACAACCCUGCCCUUCAUGGCAAAAACACAGUCAUUGGUGUGCUGGACAUUUAUGGCUUUGAGAUCUUUGACAACAACAGCUUUGAGCAGUUCUGUAUUAACUACUGUAAUGAGAAGUUGCAGCAACUUUUUAUUGAGCUGAUCCUGAGACAAGAGCAGGAGGAAUAUGAGAGAGAAGGCAUCACAUGGCAACAUAUUGACUAUUUCAAUAAUCAGAUCAUAGUGGAUCUGGUGGAGCAGCCCCAUAAAGGAAUCAUCUCCAUCCUGGAUGAGGCCUGUCUAACUGUGGGAAAAGUCACUGACACGGUCUGCCUGGAGAGCAUGAACAACAAACUUGGCCAGCACCCUCACUACACCUCCCGAAAGCUUUGUCCAACUGACAAGACCAUGGAGUUCCAUCGAGACUUCCGCAUCAGACACUAUGCUGGAGAUGUCACAUAUUCAGUUGAAGGUUUUCUGGACAAGAACAAGGAUCCACUUUUCCAGGAUUUUAAGCGACUCAUGUACAACAGUGCUGACCCUGUCCUAAAGGAAAUGUGGCCUGAUGGGAAAUUGAGUAUUACUGAGGUCACCAAGCGCCCACUGACUGCAGCAACACUCUUCAAGAACUCAAUCAUCGCUCUUGUUGACAGACUGGCUUGCAAGGAGCCGUAUUAUGUGCGUUGCAUCAAACCCAAUGAGGUGAAGUCGCCCAUGCUGUUUGACGAUGCCCGUUGUCAACACCAGGUGGCGUACCUGGGCCUGCUGGAGAAUGUUAGGGUGCGGAGGGCUGGUUUUGCCUACAGACAGCCUUAUGCCCGCUUCCUGCAGAGGUAUAAGAUGACCUGUGAGUACACCUGGCCCAACCAUCUGAUGGCCUCAGACCGCGAGGCAGUGGAGGCUAUUGUAGUUCAGCAUGGUUUUGAAGGGGAUGUGGCGUACGGUCACACUAAGCUGUUUGUGAGGACACCUCGCUCCCUCUUCACCCUAGAGCAGGAGAGAGCUGCACUCAUUCCUAUUCUAGUCCUCUUCCUGCAGAAGGUAUGGCGCGGAGCUCUGGCCCGCAUGCGCUGUCGCAAGAUGAGGGCUAUCUACACCAUAAUGGGCUGUUACAAGAGAUAUAAAGUCAAAGCUCAUUUCUGGGAGGUGGAGCGCCGUUUUGCCAGCGUGCGAAACAUGGCCGACUACGGCAAGAGCGUAGAAUGGCCGACCCCACCCGCUACCCUCGUACAGUUCCACCGAAUCACGCAGCACCUCCACCGCCGGUGGAGGGCCAGGCAGAUCAUUAAGAACAUCCCUCCAUCAGAUAUGCCAGAAGUACGGGCGAAGGUGGCAGCUAUGGAGGCUCUGAGGGGGGAGAGGCCGGACUGGGGCUGUGGCCGUCUCUGGGAAAGGGACUACCUGUCUAAUGCGAGAGAUUCUCCUUUGACCAGUACCAACUUUGUGAAAAUCACCAAAGAUCUUAAAAACAAAGACCAGUACAACCAAAUCCUCUUCUCUGGAUCUGUCAGAAUGUUGAACUGGUUCAAUAAUACAAAAGACCGAGCCUUGCUUAUCACAGACAAACACAUCUACCGUCUGGAACCAAAGAAGCACUUCAAAGUCCAGAAACGAAUAAAUAUAGAGACCGUGGUGGGGUUGAGUGUGACCAGUGGCAGUGACCAGCUGGUGGCGCUACACACUGCUUCCCAAGAUGACAUUCUGGUCCACCUGCAAAAGGGGCAGCUCUGCCCCAACCAGGACCGCGUUGGGGAGUUUGUAGGAACCCUCUGUGACCAUUUUAAACGGUAA
Molecule: messenger RNA, 2877 nt
Organism: Chanos chanos (milkfish)
Lineage: Eukaryota; Metazoa; Chordata; Actinopteri; Gonorynchiformes; Chanidae
Gene: myo1g
Product: myosin IG
Exons: 21
Coding region: 1-2877 (958 amino acids)
Biological process (GO): endocytosis; actin filament-based movement; actin filament organization
Cellular component (GO): cytoplasm; plasma membrane; microvillus
Molecular function (GO): actin filament binding; microfilament motor activity; ATP binding
Source: RefSeq, a predicted model, not a curated record